This is a messenger RNA of Rhipicephalus microplus (southern cattle tick), 1362 nucleotides long. RefSeq names its product iris. Gene Ontology annotation, molecular function: serine-type endopeptidase inhibitor activity. The record is from RefSeq and is a predicted model, not a curated record. NCBI's taxonomy places the organism in Eukaryota, Metazoa, Arthropoda, Arachnida, Ixodida, Ixodidae.
AUGAGCAGCACCGUGCUUAAUAAACCGGCCGCGGAGCCCAAGGAGACCUCGCCAACCCCCAAGCCCCAGCAGCCCCGGGCGACAGGGGAGGCGAGCGGCAACCCGGCCGUAACCGCUCUCAACAAGCUCGGCCUCUCGAUCUUCCAACAGGGAGCUCGCGCGCGCACGCGUGGACAAGUCGCGGCCUCCCGCGGCAGCCCCAGUUACGACCGAGGGCGCCAUGCUCAGGCGGCGGAGCACCUGGACCACAACGUCCUCCUGUGCCCGGCUGCUGUGACGGCGUCCCUCCUGACGACGCUGGGGUGCGCCGAGGCCGAGACGCACCUCCAGUUCCUCGAGCUGAUGGUCAAGGAAGGGGGCAAGCUGGAGCACCUGCAGGCGGCCGUGUUCGGCGUCUUCGACGCUUUAGAGAAGGACAAGGCCAACGCCGAGGCCGCCCUCAUCUAUAGGAUGUUCGUGAGCCGACACCUCGAAUUGAGCGCGGAAUGCGAAGAGAUGCUGAAGACGCAGCUGCGGUGCCGCGCCGACCGGGUGUCCUUCCGCUCGAGCACCCCCGACGACAUAGCGUACGCCGUGAACGGGUCCUUCGCCGACGGCAGUCCGCUCAUCGGAGAGGUGCUCGCUCCGCAGGCCGUCGACACCACCGCCAGCCUGCUGGUCGCCUCGGCAUUCCACUACAGGGGCCUUCGGGAGCCGCCGUUCACGUGCAGCCCGGAGGAACUGUCCUUCAAGCCGACGGCGACCACGCAGGUGUCGCUGGAGUUCCAACAGGGUGCGGGCUCCUUCAUGUACGGCGAAAUCGGGAACACCGAGGCGACCAAGGUGCUCGAGUUGCCGUACCGCGGGGGCGCCGUGUCCCUGCUCCUUCUGUUGCCGGACAGGGCUCGACUUCUGAAGGACCUGAUAGUUCAGCUCACGCCGGCCUUCCUAUCGAGGGUCGCCGGCUGCCUCAAACCGAAGAGAGUGCGCGUCGAGAUGCCACAUGCCAAGAUCGAGGCCAGGUACACGCUGAACACGACGCUGAUCCGCGCGGGCGUCAAGCAGGCGUUCAUGCCGAGCGCCGACUUCACCCACCUGGUACCCAACGGUGGAGUGCGUCUCGGCGACCUGCUGCACAAGGCCACCCUGGUGCUGGACGAAGGCAGGCCCGCGGCCACCGACAAGGAACAGCAGGACGCGGUGGCCACGUCGGCCGCCACGCUCGGACCGGACGACGUCGAGUUCGAGCUGACGCGCCCGUUCAUCUUCGUGUUGCGUAACACCAGCGACGGCUGCAUCCUGCUCCUCGGCGUCGUCAGGGACCUCAAGAAGAUGCAGUCGCAGCCCGCGACCGACGGCCCUGUUGGGGUCGGCGUCCAGUAA